AUGUCGGGUCAGGGAGCACCGCAGCUGCCGGUCGAGCUGCUCGAAUACAUACUCUUGAUGCUGUCUAGAACGGACCUGCAGCCGACUACGCUCGCGGUGAUCAAGGCCUGUUUUCGUAUGUCGCUCUUGUCGUCGGCAUUGCUGCUGCGCCACCUGCGCAUCACCCGGCCAGGCCAGGCCGCACAGUGCCUCGCCAAGUUGCGCCAACAACCGAGGUGGCCUGCACUCGUGCGCACUGCUGUCGUAGAAUGCUGGAGGUCAGUGCGGCGUUGGCGAUCCGGAACUCGGGGAAAGAUGACGUCGUGUUCGAAGGCCUCCGGGUGCAGUCCAGCUUUCAUUGCAUGGAGUACCUCUCUGACCGAAUUUGUUACCGCAACAGAGAUGAUCCUCAACUCAUCAUCAACUUGGUGGCCGCGUUGCCCGUCCUCACCUCGCUGCGCAUGACGAUUGGACCCAUGUUCGCGCCGGACCAUCUCGAAGAAAUGCUCGAGCGCCCGACCUUUCGAGCUUCGAUACAGCAAUUAUGGCUGCGUUUUAACCCUUAUGUACUCGAGAGGUCCUACUAUUCCUUUCUCAAGGUAAGAUGCUUGCCUUCUCGUACAGGAUCCAAAGUUAGUGAUGUCUAAUACCGAGCUAUCCUCGCUUUCGGACAGGGCGCCUACUUCGAUACCGCACCUUUGGCGAUCGCCCAGUGGCCGGUCGAGGCCGCACCUCAUCUUCGUUGUCUGGCGUAUGCCCAAGACCUUCUACCUUCGCACGGCAUCGUGCGUCGACCAACCCCGGCGUUCGGCCUGCAAGAACUGACCGAUUCGCUCGACGAGUUCGGCGCGGAACCCCCGGCAACGUCGGCAUCGUUAACACCUGAUAAGCCACCGAUCCAAUUGCCGGACACCUCGGGACCUCGGUUGGCAAAACGUCUCGAGGCCGAAAAGGCGGACUUUGCUCAGCCCAUUGUGAGUUUCAAGAUAACGAGAAUGAGAACCUGAAUUCCGGCUGGUGUAUGAUAAGAGACAGUUGUGAAAGGUCGUCCAUCUGCUUUCGGUUCGACGACCUUAUGGCGCUCUGACCUCGCGCUGCAUACCUCGAUCCAGGUUUUCCACCGACUCUAUUGCAUCACCGCCUUGGCCACCUCCCCCAUCGGCUCUCAAUUGACCCAUCUCGUCCUUCGCUUGCCUCGUCGCAAUGUAUUACUCUCGUUGACUGCCUACAUAGUCUGGCCACCCCCGCGACCGUUUGCCUCACUGCUUUCGAUCGACCUUUCCACAACGCAUAUCGUCGCCGAUCAACGGCUACCGCUUUUCCUGAGGUUGCAUCCAAAUCUUCGACAUCUGACACUGGAUCGCUGUUCGGGAUUGAUCGGGGAUCGCGAAGCUGAUCAACCGGCGGCGAUCAACACCCUCAAAUGGCUAGGUAGGAAGUUCCGCGUCCGGCUCUUUUCCAUUCCCAGAUACUGACCCCCGUCCCUUGUGUGCGCCUCUUCGCUAGGUCACACCUGUGCGAGUAUUGGCAAGACGCGUGCCGAUGAAGCCCUGAGGCAAUGGCGCAAACUUGUUCGCGAUCGCUCAGAAGUUGCCGCUCCAGGAUCCGGAUCCGCGACCUCGUCGGCUGCACCAAUGCGUCGACUCCGUCCUGGAUCGAUGUUGUCCCUUCAGCACGCGCCAGCGCAACCCUCCCCUGCACCCUCGCACGCGGUUGUUAGAGAUUUACUCAUCGUCGCCCCUCCACCUCGACUCGAAUCCCUCGGGCUAGGCUUGUUCGACCUCGCAGCGCAGCUCGUCCCGUUGUGGCGCGAGAACUUUGCCGAAGGAUACGUUGAAGCCAUGGAUCGAUGUAUUGCCAAGCUGCGUGAGCAAAUCGCCCGAUGGGAAGCGUGGAACGAAGCCGAUAAGCUGAGGGAUGGGACUCGGCGGAUGAUCGCGUUCAAGGAGGAACUACCGUCAUUCGACGCAAACGGGCCUCGGCUUGGACAACAAGACUUCGAUGAGGAUCCCUUGUUUUCUAGCUUCCUCUCGACCAACGGUAUGAUUGUCGUCGAUGCAAGCUGGGCUCGGUCGGUCCUGUCGACCUACCUGUCCAAACUGGGAGGGUUCAUCCUCUGCCUGACGCCGGAUUGCUCCAGUGCUCGGGGGGUCGCCCAUCUUUCGCUUGCGUGGAACGGAGCCCAGGACAGGCAGGAGAGGGAACGGAACGAAAAGAUGAAUUGGGAGAGGGAGAGAAUAGAUCGGAGAGCGUGGAGAAGACCUGCUGAGGAGCAUGAGGUUGGGUGCGCGCACGUGCAGAGUCGAGUGGCUUGGGAGGAAGAGGAGGAUUGA
Microbotryum saponariae is the source of this 2312-nucleotide messenger RNA. The record is from the annotation of a GenBank genome assembly. Lineage: Eukaryota; Fungi; Basidiomycota; Microbotryomycetes; Microbotryales; Microbotryaceae.